GCCGCCUUCGCCGCGGACUUUCCCCCGCUCCAUCGCCAAGGGACUCAGCGCCUCCUUGCUCCCGAUUUUCUUCCCUCUUAGGUGUCUCGUUACCGGUUCCCAAUUUCCUCCCCAAAGCUAUUUGCAGUCUUCCCUUUAAAAUAUUUUUUUUCCAACCAGGAUGGGAAGACUAGUUCCUUCAAGGCGUAUCCUCAUGGGACCGCAGUGAAUACACAGGGGGAGACCCAAGAGAGGAAGGGAAGGGAAGGUGAUGGAGAGGGAGGAGAGGGGCCGAGAGAUUUGAGAGAUGACGCCCGGAUGCGGUCAGGCAGCGAGGGUCCCCCUCCCCAAGAAUGGAGCAUCUCUUCACAGGAACCAGAAGCGCAGGCUGGCUCAGGAGCAAGUACAACUUCGUCGCGGUGGUGGUGGAGAAGGUGGCGCCGUCUGUGGUGCACUUGCAGCUGUUCCGCAGGUCACCUCUCACUGGCGAGGAUAUUCCUGCAUCCAGUGGCUCUGGGUUCAUAGUGUCUGAGGAUGGGCUCAUUGUUACCAAUGCCCACGUCCUCACCAACCGGCAGCGGAUCCAGGUGGAGCUCCAGAGCGGGGUCCAGUAUGAAGCCACCGUCAAGGACAUUGACCAUAAAUUGGAUCUCGCUCUCAUUAAGAUUGAGCCAGACACGGACCUUCCUGUAUUGCUGCUGGGAAGGUCAUCUGACCUGCGAGCUGGCGAGUUUGUGGUGGCCUUGGGCAGCCCGUUUUCUCUGCAGAACACAGUGACUGUGGGAAUUGUCAGCACUACCCAGCGAGGGGGCAAAGAGCUGGGGCUGAGGGAUUCCGACAUGGACUAUAUCCAGACGGACGCCAUAAUUAAUCACGGGAAUUCGGGGGGGCCCCUGGUGAACUUGGAUGGUGAGGUGAUCGGCAUAAACACCCUGAAGGUGACAGCGGGCAUCUCCUUUGCGAUUCCCUCCGAUCGCAUCCGACAGUUCUUGGAGGAAUUCCACGAGCGCCAGCUGAAAGGAAAGGCUCUUUCACAGAAGAAGUAUCUGGGUCUGCGAAUGCUGCCCCUUACCAUGAACCUGCUUCAGGACAUGAAAAGGCACGAUCCCGAUUUCCCUGAUGUGAGCUCUGGGGUUUUUGUGUAUGAGGUGAUUCAAGGAACCGCGGCUGAAAGCUCUGGGUUGAGAGACCACGAUGUAAUUGUCAGCAUAAACGGGCAACCUGUCACCACCACCACCGAUGUGAUUGAAGCCGUGAAGGCCAGUGAUUCUCUGUCCAUCCUGGUUCGUCGGAAAAGUCAAACUUUGAUCCUGACAGUCACCCCUGAAAUAAUCAAUUAAGUGCCUUGCUUUAAAGAGAAAUGAUCUAACAAAACCAAAGCUAUAUGUAGUACCUGGUUUGUAUUGAAGACGUGUCGAAGACGGAAA
This is a messenger RNA of Vicugna pacos (alpaca), 1406 nucleotides long. NCBI's taxonomy places the organism in Eukaryota, Metazoa, Chordata, Mammalia, Artiodactyla, Camelidae. The record is from RefSeq and is a predicted model, not a curated record.